AUGUCACAUAACCCAUAUUCCAUCGAUUCAGUUCCUGCUCCUGAAGGAAUUCCCUUUCCAGAAUAUUAUCCAUUAUUCAUGGACUGGCGAUUUCCUAUCUCGGUUGCUGCCAUUUACACACUUUCAAUCCUAAUUCUGAAUCCUAAAUCAUCAAAAGUAUCGCGUGUAGUGGCACAAUCUAAAGGCAUUAAACAGAGCGGAAAGAGUUCAAAAGAUAGUUCAGCGAUGACAGCAUUUAUAUUCGUACAUAACUUGUUGUUGUGUGUUUAUUCGUUUAGCACGUUUCUUGGAGCGGGUUCGGCUCAAUUAAGGAACUUUUUGACACAUUCGAAUUUUACUGAUGCUUAUUGCGAUCGAGAUGGCUCAUUCUGGAAUAAUGCUCUUGGAUAUUGGGGAUAUUUAUUCUACUUAUCAAAAUAUUACGAAAUAGUUGAUACAAUAAUUAUUUUACUCAAAGGACGUCGUUCUUCUUUACUACAAACGUACCAUCACGCCGGCGCAAUCAUAACAAUGUGGUCAGGCAUCAACUACGGCGCAACAGCGGUCUGGAUCUUUGUGAUUUUCAAUUCUUUUAUCCACACUAUAAUGUACGCAUAUUACGCAGCAACCUCAAUUGGACUGCACCCUCCCGGCAAACAAUAUCUCACCACAAUGCAAAUUUCCCAAUUCCUAAUUGGCACCUCACUGGCAAUAUCAUACUUGUUUGUUGACGGAUGUCAUGCAUCCGCCGGUGCAAGAAUGGCUACCUGGAUUAAUGUUAGUUAUUUGUUCCCGUUGAUUUAUCUUUUUGUUGAUUUUGCAAAGAAAACGUAUGGUAAGCCAUCGGCUAAUGGAAACGGUCCCUUGAAAAAGACGCGCUAA
Molecule: messenger RNA, 861 nt
Organism: Ambispora gerdemannii
Lineage: Eukaryota; Fungi; Glomeromycota; Glomeromycetes; Archaeosporales; Ambisporaceae
Source: the annotation of a GenBank genome assembly